Molecule: messenger RNA, 3972 nt
Organism: Amphiprion ocellaris (clown anemonefish)
Lineage: Eukaryota; Metazoa; Chordata; Actinopteri; Pomacentridae
Gene: pnpla4
Product: patatin-like phospholipase domain containing 4
Exons: 8
Coding region: 156-917 (253 amino acids)
Biological process (GO): triglyceride catabolic process; lipid homeostasis
Cellular component (GO): lipid droplet; membrane; cytoplasm
Molecular function (GO): retinyl-palmitate esterase activity; triacylglycerol lipase activity
Source: RefSeq, a predicted model, not a curated record
UUGACGCUAGGUGCCUGGUGCCGGUGAGAGCAGCCACCGGGAGUCCUGAAACAACCUUUUUUAAAAAAAUUUUUAGGUUUUUUAACAGAUUUAUUCACCGUCAAUGAGUGAAACAUACAUGUUUUCUGGGUUGGGACUGACACACGGUGUUUAGGAUGACAGUCCUGAACCUGUCCUUUGCUGCAUGUGGCUUCCUGGGGAUCUACCACCUGGGUGCUAUGGGGGCCUUCCUCCGCCACGGGGACAAGCUGCUGGGCUCCCUCAGGGCCUGUGCAGGGGCCUCUGCUGGUGCCUUGGUGGCUGCUGUAAUGAUCACAGCUCCUGACAAGUUAGAGCACUGUAAAGAGUUCACCUACAAGUUUGCUGACAGUGUGAGACGACAGCGGUUUGGCGCUGUCACACCAGGAUACGAUUUCAUGCUCACGCUCCGGGAGGGGAUGGAGGAGAUUCUGCCCAGAGAGGCUCACAGGCUGGCCACUGACCGCCUCCACGUCUCAAUAACACACUGCCAAAGUGGCAAGAACCACAUCGUAUCCAGGUUUACCUCCAGGGAGGAGCUCAUAAAGGCUCUACUAGCCAGCAGCUUUGUGCCUGUCUAUUCUGGACUCAAACCAGUGGAAUACAAGGGACAGAAAUGGAUUGAUGGAGGGUUCACUGACAGUCUGCCCAUUCUACCCGAAGGACGAACCGUCACCGUGUCUCCUUUUGCUGGACUGCAAGAUGUGUGUCCCAUCCACAGGGGGAGCUUCAGGACUCAACUCACACUGGCAAACAUGAACAUAAUGUUCUCCAUGAAGAACAUCAAACGUCUGAACCAGGCUCUGUUCCCUCCAUCCACCAGCAUCAUGCACUCUUUCUGUGAAGAAGGUUUCGCUGACGCUGUAAGAUUCCUGAAGAAAGAGGCCUGGAUGAGCUGACAUCCCCUCAUGGAAAGAACCGACACCAUCAUGAAGCAAAGUGUCUACUGUUCAAAGCCCGAGUGGAUAUUUAUAAAGCCAAGCAUGAAAGAUGCAGUGUGUCAUUGUGAGCUUCAGUCAGAUAAGCUUUAUCACAUCCACAUUCUGGAUCUUUUCUUCGAAAUGACAGCAACUGAACAUGAUGAAAGGCCCUCAUGUGAACAUGGACUCGACAUCAAUUUUCCACGGAGGCAUUUAAUUCCCCCCAUCUGGAAGCAGUGAGGAAAAAAAAAUAUUGGAUAUCCAUUACCCACUUCACAGGAAGUCCAUGCUGCCGUCAUGGGUGUUGGAGGCUCCCUCAGGAACCCAAGGAUGGAGCAUCGUCUUUGAUGUGCCGUAUGUUUCCGCCGGGCUCCUCCGCUGCCGGGCUACCGUUUGAUUUCCUCCAGCGUCUGGAGACGUGAGCAGGUUUUCCAUCAGCUUUCAGCCGGUUGAACUGCUGUGUGAGAGCAGCUCCUCCCUCAAGACACGUUCUGUGGAGACGUCCAAACGGCUGCCUCACUGAGGAGAACUUCACCUGGAGGGGGUUUGGUAGCACACAGGCAGAUAACACGCAGUUAAGCUUGAAACUAUUCAUACUAAAUGUCACAUUUUGAUUUGUAGGGAUUUUUUUUUUGUCUGCUCAAUAGAGUUCUUUUGACUAGAUGUGACAUAAUUGCAAGAAAAAAAAGACAAGGAGACAUUGUUCUAAAGAUGUUAAUGAUACCUUUUUAACUAUUUCUGUGUAUUUUUAUUUUUUAUUUUUACUAGGCUGAGUCGUGUUUUACUGGUUUUAAAUUUCUAACAACAACCUCCGACAGCAAAUUGCAAAAACUGAAAAUGGCAAGUUUUGCUCAAGUUCUGGAUCGUGCAGUAAGGCAGGCCUGCUUGGUUCUUUCAGUGAAUGAUGUUGUGGAAGUUCAGUGAUGUCGAGAGGAUGAGGAGGCAGAAACAGAGAGACACACUGGAGACUCAGAGGACUUAAGUUGUGAGUGAUGUCUGCUGCUAUCAGAAGUGACACCGACAGAGCAGCCGUACAUGCGAGCAACACCAACAUCAGUUGUGAGGAUUCUCCUGAUCUUUGGGCAGAGGUGGGUACAGUAGCCAAAAAUUGUACUCAAGUAAGAGUAACUUCAAAAUAAUAUCACUCAAGUAGAAGUAAAAAGUUGUCAUCCAAAAAACUGCUCAAGUAAGAGUAAAAAAGUACUUGGUCAAAAGACUCCUCAAGUACUGAAUAAUUGUUUGAUUGUAAUGUCCGAUUUAUUUUUUAGAAAUUAUGUCAUCAGACAGACAAAAAUGUAACAUAAUGUGCAAAUUCUGGUAUUUCCAAAUAAUAAAAUAAAAAAUAGCAAAAAUAAAUAACAUCUUUACAAAAUGACAAGUUAAGGCACAAGAAACACAAAUUUCCAAAUCUCAGUUUUUCACAACAUAAAGCUUUUGAAAGAAAUACCUGUAGUAAGGUAACAUUUUUAUGCUUGAACAGUGCAAACUACUUCCAGUGACAAGAUAUACAGCAUCUCAUAGACUGUAUGUACAUGCUGUAACCCCCCACCCCACCCCCUGCUGUAUCAUCGCGGGGUUACCAAGCGUGACGUCACGCUUCACUUCGUCCGUGUUAGUAAACAGAAGACAAAAGCCGGAGAUAUCCAUGCUAAUGCUAUGCUAAUGUUGUUGAACUCCGAAGCAAGAUCAUACGUCUGCCCCCGUUUUUUUCAUUCCUUGUCUGCUACAUGUGUAGAGUUUGUGCCGCUAUGCCGCUACAGUUCGUAUGUGGUCAUGUGACUGCAGGGCGACGUCUGGUAAAACGGAGUCACGUGAUUAUUGUUGCUUUGUCUGAUUGGUGAAACACAGUCAUGUGGUAGAUCCACUGGGGGCAUCUCUCCGGUAAAAUAAAGCAGAUCUAAUGUAGUAAAUAAAAAAAGUAACGAGUUGAGUGUAGACCAGGAGUAAGAGCAGCGUUUCUUCUUCACAAAUCUACUCAAGUAACAGUAAAAAGUAUGGCAGAGUAAAACUACUCUCAGAAGUACAUUUUUUUUUCAAAAAGUUACUCAAAUGUAACAAAGUAAAUGUAACUCGUUACUACCCACCUCUGUCUUGACCUUAGAAAGGUUGAAGAGUAAUUUUUCCUUCACAAAUGGCUGUAAAGACCUACAAACAGUUGUUGUGUGUUUGGCUACUAAUUAUGGAAAAAGCUUAACUUUCCAAGCAUGGCCGAUUUUCUGCAGUGACCUAACAAAGGUUUUUGUUUUGUUUUGAUGUUUUCUUGAGCAGGGAAUUAUCCAUUGUAAUGUGAAAGUACAUAAAACUGUUCAACCUAAACCAGUUUCCACUUCAUCACAUCCUUGGCUCAUCGCUAUCCAAGACAGCUGUGAUUGGUUUAAACAAACACAAACGAGUUUUAAAGAGAUUUCUCCCAAUCUGGAACUCCUUCACUGACACUUGGACGAGACUUUAUCAACUUUUCCUGCCUGGAGAACAGCUAGUGACAACUCCAUCUUAGGGAUGGACCCUUGACAGCUCACUGGGUUCUCUGGUUUUAGCCACGUCUUGCAGCUGACUGGAGAACUACUAAAUCAGCUGUUCUCAGUUUUAUAGUGAAAUAUAAUGUUCAGUUUCAUAAUUUUGGACACAUCAUUUUUUGUUGAAACGUAAACGUGUUCAUGUCAUGUCAAGUCCAGCUAGAAGAAACCCACUGGUGAAAUAGUAAUACAUUAUAAAUUAAAAUUUGGCAUCACAUGAAUGAUUUUGUUCUUAUAUGAACAGUAGUAAGUUGUAUUAGACGUGUUUCUAAUACUUGAAGUUACUUUUAAUUAAAAUACUUUUUGCAGUUUAUGAAAUACAAAGUGGCAGAUGGAAAGUCCUGUCCAAUGGUUGUGGUUUGAUGAAUGAGCCCUGUCUGUCUUGGAGCAUCUUAAAAACCAAAAACUAUCACCUUUAUAUCCUUUUUAAAGUCUGUUGUUUUUUCGUUUUGUUCAGUGUUUCAAAAAAGGAGUGAUGUAAAAUACAAAAUGAGAAAAUAAAACCGACUAUUUCAACA